Messenger RNA from Musa acuminata AAA Group (dessert banana), 1468 nucleotides. RefSeq names its product protein JINGUBANG-like. The record is from RefSeq and is a predicted model, not a curated record. The coding region runs from base 10 to 1143 and encodes 377 amino acids. The transcript has a single exon. Gene Ontology annotation, molecular function: protein binding. Lineage: Eukaryota; Viridiplantae; Streptophyta; Magnoliopsida; Zingiberales; Musaceae.
GACCACCCGAUGGCCGUGAGCCGUGAGCAUUCCCCGUACGACGCCGAGCUUCCCAGCACCGCGCCCGCCGGGUCCCUGGUGCUCGAGAAGGGUAACAUCCACUCGCUCGCAGCCACCGGCUGCCUCCUCUACGGGGGCUUCGACAGCAAGAACAUCCGCGUUUGGAAGAACCAGCAGGACUUCGCGGAGUUCAAGUCCAGCAGCGGGUUCGUGAAGGCCAUUGUCGUCGCGGCAGACCGCGUCUUCACCGGCCACCAGGACGGCAAGAUCCGGGCGUGGAAGGUGUCCCCCAAGGACGCCACCGUGUACAAGAGGAUUGGGAACCUCCCCAGGCUCAAGGACAUCCUCUGGAGCUCGCUCAACCCUUCCAACUACGUGGAGGCCAGGCGCCACAGCAGUGCCCUGUGGAUCCGCCACUCCGAUGCCAUCUCUUGCCUCAGCCUCAACGAGGAGCAGGGGCUGCUCUACUCCGGCUCCUGGGACAGGACCUUCAAGAUCUGGCGGAUCUCCGACUCCAGGUGCCUCGAGUCCGUCGUCGCCCACGACGACACCAUCAACUCGAUCGUGGCCGCCGUCAGCGGGCUCGUCUUUACCGGCUCGGCCGACGGCACCGUCAAGGUGUGGCGGCGGGAGCUGCACGGGAAGGGUACCAAGCACGCGCCGGUGCAGACGCUCCUCAAGCAGGAGUGGGCGGUGACCUCACUCGCGAUCAGCCCCACGGCGCCCGUCGUCUACUGCGGCUCUUCCGACGGGCUGAUCAACUUCUGGGAGGGGGAGCAGCAUCUGGUACACGGUGGGGUGCUCCAGAGCCACAAGAUGGCGGUGUUGUGCCUCGUGGCUUCCGGUAACCUCCUGCUGAGCGGCUCCGCCGACACUACCAUCUGCGUGUGGCGCCGCGAGGGCGCGGUGCACACCUGCCUCUCGGUGCUCAGCGGCCAUGCCGGGCCCGUCAAGUGCCUCGCGAUAGCACCGGACGCCGGCGGGGAUGAGGACGGCGGCAGCGGCGCCACGAGGUGGACCGUGUACAGCGGCAGCCUAGACAAGUCCGUGAAGCUGUGGCGCGUGUCCGAGCAGGCACCGGAGGCGCUGCUGAGGGGGCCACAGCUCGUGCCGGUGGGACCCGGCGACUCGAAGGCGUGCUAGGCGAGCAACGGAAGCGGCGGCGAUGGCUGCGGCUCGCAAGUAUGAGCGGCCGUGUCAGAACGUGACACGCUCACGACCACCAUGAGCCAUGUCUGCCGCAAAGUCAAAGCUCCAUCACGUGCACGUGGCCAUCAAUUUUCGUGCAAGCACAGGAUGGUGAUGCGUACAAUGCACUGUGAAUACAAUACCUGAGCGUUUGAGGGCCUCAAGAUAAAAAAAAAAUUCCCAUUUUUUAUAUUCUCGUGUAUUUAUUAUUUUUAAUAUCAUUUUUUUUAAAAGAAAAAAAAAUAAAAAAAAAAGAGAGAACAUUUUAUUGCAAAAUAAU